CAAGAGUGGCUCCUCAGUGCUCCGUAUCCUGGCGACCCGGCCGCACACGCCAGGGCUGGACCUUGCCCCCAUACAGAAAAAAAGUUACACAUAUUACGCACGCAGUUUUUGAAAGUAUUUCGGAAAAUAUGCUCGGUUUAUGUGAUGAUAAAAUGUGUUGAUUUACAUCGUUGAUAUUUAUGGAAAAUCAACGAAUCAAAAUGGAAACUCACACGACGACCACGACACUCAAAAGAACUAACAUGAUAAUGUAACACUCGAUAUUGUGACGACAAAAUGGCCACCGAGCCUGCACACGAAAUGCACAUCAUCGAGGAAGGUCAAAGAGAGACGUCUAAACCAGCGCCUUCUGCCGGGAAGAUAUUCUACAAGCCUGGGGUCAUUGAGGAGGAGACUGAUGAGACCAGUGCGUUCGACAGCUCGGCUGUGGAGUCACCUAUGCUGGGCUAUGGAAGCUACCUCAGACCUAAUCCUCUGCCGACCUCUGUCAGCCUUCAUAGAAUACCGACUUACAGCAGCUCCAUUGGACAAAGCACUAUUUAUAGACAGGACACUUGUAGGAGCCGCUCGCAUCGACAUGGAGUUACGAGAAGGACGAGGCGACGCGCUGUUCUCAAAAAUGGAGAUUGCAAUGUUCUCAAAUCCAAAAUAUCUCAGCGGAGGUUAAGGUUCCUCCAGGACAUGUUCACGACUCUCGUGGACGCACAAUGGCGGUGGACUUUGCUAGUGUUCACACUCUCCUUCAUAUUAUCCUGGUUGUUAUUCGCUCUCAUAUGGUGGCUAAUAGCAUUCACACACGGAGACUUGGAAAUUGACCACCUACCGGAAAUGCAAGAAGAUUCCAAUUGGAAACCUUGUGUAUUUAAUAUUUACGGUUUUACCUCGUGUUUCCUGUUCAGUAUUGAAACUCAACAUACGAUCGGUUAUGGUGCCCGUACCACCACUGAAGAAUGUCCUGAAGCUAUAUUUAUAAUGUGUCUUCAAAGUAUAGUCGGCGUUAUGAUCCAAGCGUUUAUGGUGGGAAUAGUAUUUGCUAAGAUGACUAGACCUAAGCAUAGGACACAGACACUUUUAUUCUCGAAGUAUGCAGUGAUAUGCCAGAGAGAUGGCGAACUAUGCCUCAUGUUCCGUGUCGGAGAUUUGAGGAAGUCUCAUAUAAUCGGAGCCAGCGUGAGGGCACAAUUGAUAAGGUCGAGAACAACAAAAGAAGGCGAGGUACUAUCUCACUAUCAGACCGAGUUGGAUCUUAAUGCAGACGGAUGUGACAGCAACCUUUUCUUCAUUUGGCCAAUAACAAUGGUGCACAGGAUAAAUGCGGAAAGUCCUUUCUACGGUAUUUCCGCAGCAGACAUAUUACAAGAGAAGUUCGAGAUUGUGGUUAUAUUGGAGGGUACAAUAGAGUCGACGGGGCAAACCACGCAGGCGAGGUCGAGUUAUACAACGAGUGAAAUAAUGUGGGGACAUAGGUUUAUGCCGUUAGUGACAUACAAUCGUGAACGGCAAGGGUACGAAGUGGAUUACUCUAAGUUCGAGGAGACGACGCAGGUGGACACCCCGCUGUGCUCCGCCAAAGAAUUGGAUGAAUUCUAUGGCAGCCAGACAGACCGUAGAUCCAUUGAGAGCACGGAACACGGACAGCAACCACUGGUGCUGAAGAUCCCAGAGCGGCCCGGAACCGAGGCGAAGGCGGAGCAGACAGACGGCGACUUUACUGUCACUCUAUAAAAUUAUGAUUACUCUAUAUGAUAGCUAAUUAGAAGACCUUCAUAAUGCUAUAUUUCGUUGCCAUGCGGCCUAUGUUGCAGGCAUAGUUCGAUGUUCUAAGGAGCGCACUCGCAAAAAAUCUAUUUUGAAUUUUGUUCAAAUUUUAAUGUUUCAUUAAUACUUACAUCUGUUUUUAAGUGAGCAUCAGGCGACAGGCAGUUAGCACUUUUUUGUCUUGCAUCAGAAAUUAUAUUAUGUGAGUAUUGCCAUAAUAAUAAAAAAAUCAAAUUAAUUCAUAUGAUUUAAGUAGUACGCUUAUAUUGACGUAGGUAUUUAUAAUAAAAUAUCCUCAGGAUAACGAAAAAAAAAUACGAUUCGAUUUUAGCAAUAUUUUUCAUAUUCCACAUUUAAAAAAAAAAUUAGGUUACCAACAAACCAGUUUUAGAACUAGUCAGCUUUUAAAUAUAUAUGUAUUACGUACCUAGUUAGUUGAAUACAUGGUUGUGUAAAGUGGCCCUCGAAUACUUCGUAACAUUCCAAUGCACAUUUAGUUUAGUUAUAUUGUAAAAUAUUAGGAGAAAUAAUUUAUAACAUAUAUAGUUCAGCAGAUUGAUAUCACUUAAUGUAUUAACCAUCCGAUUGAAACACAAAAUUUGAUCAGUAUUUGCUUUAAAUAAAUUUAUUUAUUUUAAUAAUAUUACUUUAUUUAAAAACCUUUAGCGGACAGUUCAGUAGUUCUAAAAAUCUUAGGUAUAUUUUAUAUAAGUUUUAUAUAAGUCUCGUUCAUUGUCCGCUAAGGUGUUAAAUAAGCUCAAAAUGUGUGUUAAGAAUCUCGGUAACUUAGUAACAAAUCAUCGAAUAAUAUUUUUAAAUUCAUAUAAUUUUGUCACAAUUCGUCUGGUCACAUUAGGAAAAAGUUUAAUGUUGUAGCUAAGUAAGAUUAAGUUAAUUAUGUUGCAUGUAAAUAUUGAAUGAAUAAUUAUUUAUGUAGUGACGUUAAA
Plodia interpunctella (Indianmeal moth) is the source of this 2705-nucleotide messenger RNA. RefSeq names its product G protein-activated inward rectifier potassium channel 3-like. Lineage: Eukaryota; Metazoa; Arthropoda; Insecta; Lepidoptera; Pyralidae. The coding region runs from base 277 to 1725 and encodes 482 amino acids. Gene Ontology annotation, cellular component: plasma membrane. Gene Ontology annotation, molecular function: inward rectifier potassium channel activity. The record is from RefSeq and is a predicted model, not a curated record. The transcript is spliced from 4 exons. Gene Ontology annotation, biological process: regulation of monoatomic ion transmembrane transport; potassium ion import across plasma membrane.